This is a messenger RNA of Cydia pomonella (codling moth), 1843 nucleotides long. RefSeq lists its product as uncharacterized. The transcript is spliced from 2 exons. NCBI's taxonomy places the organism in Eukaryota, Metazoa, Arthropoda, Insecta, Lepidoptera, Tortricidae. Bases 150 to 986 code for a protein of 278 amino acids. The record is from RefSeq and is a predicted model, not a curated record.
UCGACUUUUGACAGUUUGCACCGGCAGCCGAAUUAUCGAACAACAAUCCGCACAGUCUAGCAAACAAUCCGGUGAUCUGUCUUCAAUUUAUUUCCUGAGUAACAUUGCAAGUCCAAUGUUUACGUUUUGCUGUGCCGACUUGUGAGACGAUGGAGUGGUCAAAAGAGAAGACUUUGAAGUUAAUAGAAUUGUUACAAGUGAAUGCUAGCCUAUGGAACCCUUCUUUGUGUGAUACGCGAAGGGACAAGCAGAAGAGAAAAGAAGAAUUGCGUGGGAUUUCUGCAAUACUAGGUAUUUCUGUGUCGGAUACUACGAAGAAAAUACAGCAUUUGCGUACGCAAUAUAACCGGGAAGCCGCUAGAGAGGCCAGGGCUAACGAGGAGGACCCUGAAGACAGAUUUUUGAGUAACUGGUACGCGUUUGAAUACUUGCAUUUCAUGAAGGACUCAAGUAAACCUUACAGGGUUUUGCAACUGGACAACCAUUCAGAAGUCAACAGUAGUCUUCCCUCAAACUCAGAUGGCUUUGUUGAAUCACUCCAAAACAAACUAGAAAACCAUUCUCCGCCCCACAAAGUUCCACGGACAGACAACUUACACUUAGUGAAACCUGAGCUGGUGUACUCAUCUCCACAAUCAAGAGAUGAGUUCUCAGUGUUCGGAGAAUACAUUGCUAAUGAGUUAAGGUCCUUGAAAGGCGAGAAGAACUUACUUGUCUUAAAGAAGAAAAUUCAGGAUGCAAUAUUUGAAGUUAAAAUGGGAAUGAUCCAUGAGCCAAAGACAGAAGAGAGUGCAUGCACUGUGUAUGUCCACACCAGUCAGCCACAGAAUGUUGCACCCAUACACAGUAAGCUUUACACUACACCCGUAAUGACAACAACGGCUCACAUAGACCCGCUCACAUCCCAAACACCCACUUCUGGCAUCAGUGAGAUAAUCAUUAAUGGUGCUUGCCAUUAUUCUAACUUUAAGGUGGACAGCCAAUAGCAAUGUCAUCCACUUCCCAAUGGGGAAGUGGAUAAAAAUGAAACUUAUACUAUUAGGAAUUAAGAUACUCACGGUGUAUAAGACAUUAUUCUGUUCUGGUGUUAUGUUUAGUGUUAUUAAGUAUGAGAAUAAGCUAUACUUAGACAUUAUUUAAGUUAAGUACCUCUCUUAAUGAGGUUCUGUGUACAUUCUAAGAUUACAAUUAACAGGUUCAAUGUUUAAGAAUUAAGUCAUUAGUUAUUUUUUAUAAACCACAAAAAAAUUGUUAAUGGUACAUAGUGUAUCAACAAACAUGUUAAAUAGGCGGAUGCCUCGAGACACAUCUACACUGGCCGGUUAGUGUGCGAGGAAAUUGCCUCGGACGUAUUCAAUUCAAUUAAUUUUUAUUUAUCAAGUAACAUGACUCAUACAAUAACGCGUAUGCUCGCUCUUUGUGGACCCGCCUAUUGAAGAACAAUAAUGACAUGUAUAGUAUAGCCUGUCCGAUUUCUAAAAUCAAGUUAGCAAUACAUUUACUAUGGUGUACUUGAUCUUAGAAAAACGAACAAAUUAUACUGACAGGUAUUUGUUUUGGCCAAAAUUUGUAUCAAAGUAAUUAAAUAGUUUAUGUCAAAUGAUGCUUGUAAAUUUACCGUCAGUGUCAGUAUUUCUGAUAAAUUGAUAAUGUAUCUAGUCAUCUUCUCAUUAUAUUUAUGUAGACAGCUGUAGAGAUACCAUUUCGUCCCCCCGUUUACUAACUUCUCUACAGAUGUUUCUGCAGCUGUGCUGACUAUACUUGCCAUUAGUUAGCAAUAAAAUGUAAAAAGUUUUCUAGUAAUGCUAACUCGGUAAUUAAUAUACAAUGAUACAGAAAGUAA